AUGUUAGCUCGCAGCUUUGCGUUGCUCGCCUUGCUGGCCCUGAUUCAUCUUGCGACAUGUGCCGAGGAUUACUACAAGGCGUGUUCUUGGUCUUGGGGCGACGAAACCGCUCCCAAGAAAUUCGCGGAAGUAUCCGAUGCAUACGAAGUUUUGAUCAACCCCGAAACUCGCCAGAUUUACGAUCGCCACGGCCACGAAGGCAUCGAGCAACACAAGAACAGCGGCGGUGGCGGAGGUAGCCACGAUCCCUUCGACCUGUUCAGCCGAUUUUUCGGCGGACAUGGCCAUUUCGGUAGUUCAUCCCGAGAAGCCCGCGGCCAAGAUGUCGAAUUCAAGGUUAGCAUAUCUCUGCGCGACUUCUACAACGGUGCCACGACCGAGUUCCAGUGGAACAGACAACACAUAUGCGAGACCUGCGAGGGAACGGGAAGCGCAGACGGACAAGUCGACACAUGCUCGGUUUGCGGGGGACACGGUGUCCGCAUUGUCAGGCAACAGCUCGCCCCAGGCAUGUUCCAGCAGAUGCAGAUGAGAUGCGAUGCCUGUGAAGGUCGUGGCAAGAGCAUCAAACACAAGUGUCCCGUCUGUCAUGGCCAGCGAGUCGAAAGAAAGCCAACGACCGUCACUCUCAAGAUUGAACGGGGUGCCGCCCGUGAAUCCAAGAUUGUGUACGAAAACGAAGCCGAUGAGAGCCCCGAUUGGGUUGCCGGCGACCUCGUCGUCAGUCUUGCGGAAAAGGAACCAGCACCGGAGGAUAACCCGGACAAUGUCGACGGUGCCUACUUUCGUCGCAAGGGUGACGAUUUGUACUGGACCGAGGUCCUGUCCCUUCGCGAGGCGUGGAUGGGCGACUGGACUCGCAACAUUACUCACCUCGACUCUCAUGUUGUCCGUCUCGGCCGGAGCCGCGGCCAGGUCGUACAGAGCGGUCACGUUGAGACCGUUCCCGGCGAAGGCAUGCCCAAAUGGCAUGACGAAGGCGACAGCGAGUCGCACAAAUAUGAAUUCGGGAAUCUCUACGUGACGUACGAGGUUAUUCUCCCCGACCAAAUGGAUAAGAAGAUGGAACAUGAAUUUUGGGCCUUGUGGGAAAAGUGGAGGGCAAAGAACGGCGUUGAUUUGCACAAGGACAGCGGGCGACCGGAGCCGGCAAUAGUACGAGAUGAGUUAUGA
Metarhizium album ARSEF 1941 is the source of this 1173-nucleotide messenger RNA. RefSeq names its product DnaJ domain containing protein. Gene Ontology annotation, biological process: protein refolding. Gene Ontology annotation, molecular function: Hsp70 protein binding. The record is from RefSeq and is a predicted model, not a curated record. NCBI's taxonomy places the organism in Eukaryota, Fungi, Ascomycota, Sordariomycetes, Hypocreales, Clavicipitaceae. The transcript has 3 exons. Gene Ontology annotation, cellular component: cytoplasm. Bases 1 to 1173 code for a protein of 390 amino acids.